AUGAAUAUGAAACAAGAAAAAGAUAAAAUAGAAGAAGAUAAUGGGUUGGAAAAGAAUAAUAAAGAAACGGAAGUAGGGGAACAUGCCAUGAAAAACCUAAUGGAGAUUUUUAUCAGUAUGAAAUUUAUUGAAGUUUACAUUAAUGAUUCUAAAGUUAAAUUUAAGUUUGAUUCUGCUUCUGAUGUAACUAUUAUUGAUGAUGAAAUAAAAAAAAAUGAUAGUGAACCUACUAUUUCACAAACCAACCAGAUUGCAAAAAAUUCUUCAGGUGAAGAAGUUAAACUUACAGGAAUAAUGAAUUGCCAAAUUGCCAAACUCAGAGCCAGUCAGUGGAACAUGCUUGGUUUCGUCCAUUAA
Molecule: messenger RNA, 357 nt
Organism: Psylliodes chrysocephalus
Lineage: Eukaryota; Metazoa; Arthropoda; Insecta; Coleoptera; Chrysomelidae
Source: the annotation of a GenBank genome assembly